Cyanistes caeruleus (blue tit) is the source of this 3733-nucleotide messenger RNA. NCBI's taxonomy places the organism in Eukaryota, Metazoa, Chordata, Aves, Passeriformes, Paridae. The record is from RefSeq and is a predicted model, not a curated record.
AUGAGCAGCCACUUGUUUGCCGCCUGGAGAGCGCUGGGUGCUGCCAGUGCUGCUGGCACUUCUUUGGAUUUGAGUGGAGAAAAAGGGAAAAUCAACAAAGCCGUGUUGUUCAUUUACUUCACGUGUAUAUCUACUGUCCAGACUACUGAUUGUCUGCACUUGAGGGAGCAAUGUAUUAAUGCUGGAAAUGGAUGUGAGAGUGUCUGGAAUCUGGUUGAAGAUGCCUGCAAUAUUUCAGGUAAUAGAUGCAAGGCAGAAGACACUGUUGGAUGUAAUAGAAUAAUCCAGGUCCUGGCUGACAAAUACCCAGAAUUUAAAAACUGUGUCUGCACUACAGAUGAUAUCUGUAGCAUCACAACUUUGCUUGGGAAAUGGUGCAGCAUUAGUAAAGACUAUUUGGAGUCUUUCUCGAGGUCAGACACUGAACUGAGUGUUUGGCAGCACAGAAACCCUGAAGACCAAAGCUCUGAGGAGCUGGAGAGCGAUUGCAGCAGCGCAGAGCAGCGCUGCCGAGCAGAACCUCGCUGCUCUGCCGCGUACAGGAGCUUCCAGCGCGCCUGCCAGGCAGCUGCAGACACCUGCAGCUUCCCCGUGCCUGGAAAGUGUUUGUUAGCCUGGAAAGAACUGAGGAAAACAGUUCUGGGAAAGUGCACGUGCUCAGAGCCUCUUCAGACGAGAUGCAUUAAGAUCUGGAAGGGAAUAUUUAACAACCCGUGUUUACAAUACUCUCAGGAGAGCCAAGCCUCAGGAGCUAGUGAAAGUGAUGGCAGUGAUGAUGACUAUAAUGCUGAUGCUGAUGGUGAGAAAAAUCUGGUCACUGACACAGACAAUAUUAGUAUGGAAACAAAAUUGCAAUGGGGUUCAUCUGCUCUCUCCAAACAAGUGUACACAACAAACAGAAGCUGUUUGGAUGUGAACAGGGAGUGCAUUGAAGAUGAAGUGUGUAACAAACAGUUGUCCCUAUACCUUAAAGUUUGCUCAGUAAAUAAGAAAUGCAACGUGGAAGGAUGUCAAGCAGCCAUAAGGUUCUUCUAUCGAAACAUGCCUUUUGAAGUUGCCCAAAUGAUGAUAUUUUGUGACUGCAUCCAGCAUGAUGAAUCCUGCCACAGAGCCAAAGAACUUCUCCAUGGCAAGCCCUGUGCAGUUACUGUAGUUCCACCCCCAUCAUGUCUGAAUGUAAUCCGCAUGUGCGAAGAGAAUGAAUCGUGCAGGAAAAAAUACACAACUUUUCGGUCAAAGUGUUGGAGACAUGUGACAAAAAAAUGCUACAAUGAUGAAGCUUGUCUUGAAACUUUAAUCAGGGAUGACAUGCCCUGUUCUGCCAAUGCUGAUUGCAAAGAAGCCUACAUCAGCAACUGGGGCACGAUGUUGCACAUGGAGUGCACCUGCCAGAAUUUGCCUCCUGUGGAGCAGCCUUUGUGUGAGCUCUUCCAUCACAUGCUGCACAGCAAAUCCUGCUUCAGUGACUUACGUCAAAUUUCUAUUCGGAAGAAAGGUUUUCACUGGGUAAAUACAGAAAUGCCAGGGGAAAGGAUUUCUGGAGCACAGCUCCAUUCUUCUGCAAUUAAUGGUGAAACUGUCUACAUUAUUGCUUACUCCUCCUGCAUAGCUCUCAUCCUAGGAAUAGUCCUGUUGACUCUCCUAAAGAUCAGAGCCUGCAGAACAAAAUAUGAGUCAAGAAGUCCCUCGCCAGACCAUUCUUCUGAAACAUUUAUGGCCCAUUAUAAAAGUCACAAAUGAACUCUGUUGCUUAUGCUUUUUAAGGGUAUUCCUGAAAGCCAGCCUGUUGUACAUAUGUGAUAAUAAAAUAUAUAUUAGAAAAACUACUAUAAAUUAUGGAAUUUUGUAGUUAAGCAUACUAAAUAUUUUUUUAUAUUUAUUAGCUUAUUUUAAGCCUUUCAAAAGCUGAAAAAAAAGGGGUAAAAAAUGGUAAAACUGUGGUAUCUCUUAUUUGUGUAGAUUCACAGAUCUGUCCUGAGCUGUACAUUUCCUACAUUUUUAGAUGCACAUAACACUGGUAUAAAUGCUGUAUCAACAAAAGCAAUCUUUGAAGCCCACCCUUUCUGAUCUCAACUCAUCUGGAAGAAAUAAAAAAAAUCCACUCAGAAACAUUUAAAGACCUGAUAAAGAGCACAUAUGUGGCAGUUUUGUACACCAGGCUCCCAGGUACCAAGUACCUGAAGCAGCAGUCACAACUAAGCUGCCUGGAGUUUAAUGGUGAAGCAUUUGCAGGGUAGGAGAAGAUCACAAUUACAACCCCCUUCAGAAAUAAAAAGACUUUCUGGAAUAAUGCUUUGACUCCAAAAUGCUGUUGCUGAAACCAUUUCUAAUUUCUCCUCCAAUAUGCUUCUAAAAGAAAUGAGUGAGGUUUGGCCACUUUGAAUACAGUAACUUCAGAAAGCAUUUUUUGGUCUGAAUGCCCAGUUGGGAAAGUUACUUGUUUGGGGCUGAAGUGCCUGCUUCUCAAGAGAGAAGCUAUCACCCAUCUCAUCAUCUGUUUCCUGUUCAUUGUCCCUAGGCAAGACCCGAAGUGCCUAAUUGUCCCCUUGCACUGUCCUGGGAGUCAUGGUCCCUAAACACCAUUCUGGAUCCCACUUUGUGGCUAUGAGCUCUGGAUUUCUCUCUAUAGCUGAGUUGUUUUGCUAGUUUUAAGCUUCUGUUUACUACCAGUGAGUUAUCUUUGUUAAAUCUUUGUAACAAUCUGGUUCUGAUGAACACAGAGCAAUGGACUGCCAUUUCUUAUUCAAUUGUUACCAUGAAUAGCUCAUGUAUUGUCUUGUUAUAAUAGCAUCUGAUUAAUUAACUUUAUUUUGAAUGUGAUUAGUGUUAAUUUUGUUUGAAUUAUCACUAAAUGUAACUCACCUCCAGUUUUGACCAUGAGAUAACUGAUCUUUGGUAGCUCCUAAAAUUAUUAUUGUAGAGCAAAAUGUUAAGUGUGCAGUUCUGUUGGGGAAAGGCUUAGAAAUCUUGAACAACUAUUACAACAUGGAUUUCCUUUGUCCUUUUUAUCUGUAUAAACCAAAGAAAGUCCUUUUUGUUUUGCAAUCAAAUGUUCUGUCAUUACUAAAUCAGCAUUCGGACAGAAAUAUAGAAACAGAAAAGUGAGGUUAGUUUUUUCAUCAAAAAGAUCUCCUUUAGCAAUCCAACAAUUUUUACAGUAUCUGGCUUAACUCUCACCAAAGUGGUAUUCAUAUUCUGAAUUUUAAAACUGUGAAGUGGGAAGUCUUAAAACUGAAAAUACUGUUGAGAAUAUGUUGGAUAAAAACAUUUCAUUAUACAGGAAAUUUACUUCUGACAUGAAACCUGUGCUGGUUUUCAGUCUGACUUCAAAAACCAGUGAACCCUCUGCAUCAUAGAAUUUGAAGAGAUCCAUUUAAAUUCAGAUUUAACUAAACCUCGACUGACAACAAUAAAAAUUACCUUCUGUCUUGGAAACUUUUUGUUUUCUAAUUAUCUUAUAUCUAGACACUAGAAACCCAUCUCAUAUAUGUUCUUAGACACACACAUGCUCACAAACAAGUAUGUAAAAUGUGUUUGAAACUGAAGGUAUGUUACUCUGAGAGGCAGCAAGAUAUUCAGUGGCUAUUGUGUUCUGCAAUUUUACAGGCUCUCUCUUAAGAGAUGACUAAAAUGCUUAAUGGGAAAAGUACAUUCCCCCCACUCUUUGUGUAAAAUUAGUCUGUCUGUAUCUAGGUGUUAUUAAAUAAAGGAAUUUCUGCUGGGAUGAUCUGUA